AUGGCAAUGGAUGCAUCCCUCAUCAAGACAAUCAACAAGCUCCAGGAUGCCUUCUCAACCGUCGGCGUCCACAACCCCAUCGACCUUCCUCAGAUUGUUGUCAUCGGCUCACAGUCCUCAGGAAAGAGUUCCGUCCUCGAAAACAUCGUCGGUCGCGACUUUCUCCCUCGAGGCUCUGGCAUCGUCACUCGUCGACCCUUGGUUUUGCAGCUGAUCAAUCGCACUUCUUCGGCCACGGCCACGGCCUCGCCCACAGCUUCUACUCAACGUCGCGACCCUCAUUCUGUGACCAACUCUGGAUCGGAUGAGUCCCUUCCUAACUACAGCGACGACGAAACAGGCAAGUUCUUUUUUUUUUGA
Messenger RNA from Linnemannia hyalina, 360 nucleotides. The record is from the annotation of a GenBank genome assembly. NCBI's taxonomy places the organism in Eukaryota, Fungi, Mortierellomycota, Mortierellomycetes, Mortierellales, Mortierellaceae.